AUACUGGAAAUUCACACACGAUGGAGCAGAUUUUUUUUUAAACAAGUGGCGAGCAAGUAGUAGUUAUUAUCUUGUUUUCUAUCACGAAAAAAAACCCACUUUCAUGUUAUUAUUAUUAAAUACGAAGAAGGGGUUUUUAUUGUUUCUCUAUCAAACAAAAUGAAUGAUAUUCAACCAGUAGUAAAAGACAUUUAAAAAAAAAAAAAAGUCGUCCGUAAAGCAAAGAACGUGGCCCAGAUGAAAUCCAAGCAACACGAAGCCUGCCAGACAAAACGCAGGGCUUGUCCAAGCGAUAGUUGUGCGCAUGCGGGCGUGACGUCACGAUUCGCUUCUGCUCGCUAGCUUGUGUGCGCGGAACUUUUCCUAAAAAAAAGAAACACAGAAACAGGAAAAAAAAAAAAACCCGAAAUUUUCCGCUGUAAAAUGUCGACUAGCGACUUCUAUUUGAGGUAUUAUGUUGGCCACAAAGGCAAGUUCGGACACGAGUUCCUGGAGUUUGAAUUCCGACCGGAUGGCAAACUGCGCUACGCCAACAACAGCAACUACAAGAACGACGUCAUGAUCAGGAAGGAGGCGUACGUCCACAAGAGCGUCAUGGAGGAGCUGAAGAGAAUUAUCGACGACAGCGAGAUCACCAAAGAGGACGACGCCCUCUGGCCGCCGCCCGACCGAGUGGGCAGACAGGAGCUGGAAAUCGUGAUCGGCGACGAGCACAUUUCCUUCACCACGUCCAAAAUCGGCUCUUUGAUUGACGUCAACCAGUCCAAGGAUCCCGAAGGCCUGCGCGUCUUUUAUUACCUGGUGCAGGACCUCAAGUGUUUGGUGUUCAGCCUGAUCGGACUUCAUUUCAAGAUCAAGCCCAUCUAAGCGGCGCCGUCGUCGUCGUCGUUGGCGCGCACGCAUUUGUACAUUUGCUUCUUUUUGUCUCCGUUUUCAAUAAAGUUUUGACAAUUUUUGCCUAA
Syngnathoides biaculeatus (alligator pipefish) is the source of this 962-nucleotide messenger RNA. It is a transcript of the gene magoh, whose product is annotated as mago homolog, exon junction complex subunit. Bases 424 to 867 code for a protein of 147 amino acids. Gene Ontology annotation, cellular component: nucleus; exon-exon junction complex; catalytic step 2 spliceosome. The transcript has 5 exons. NCBI's taxonomy places the organism in Eukaryota, Metazoa, Chordata, Actinopteri, Syngnathiformes, Syngnathidae. The record is from RefSeq and is a predicted model, not a curated record. Gene Ontology annotation, biological process: RNA splicing.